This is a messenger RNA of Siniperca chuatsi (mandarin fish), 5452 nucleotides long. RefSeq names its product serine/arginine repetitive matrix 4 (gene srrm4). The transcript has 13 exons. Gene Ontology annotation, biological process: neuron maturation; mRNA processing; regulation of RNA splicing. The record is from RefSeq and is a predicted model, not a curated record. Bases 651 to 2528 code for a protein of 625 amino acids. NCBI's taxonomy places the organism in Eukaryota, Metazoa, Chordata, Actinopteri, Centrarchiformes, Sinipercidae. Gene Ontology annotation, molecular function: mRNA binding. Gene Ontology annotation, cellular component: nucleus.
CUGCUCUCAGCUGAGCUCCUCUCUCGAUUUUCACUCACACACUCUCCAACGCACAUUCACGCCUGCCCUCAGACUCGCCGCAACACUUGCUUUGAUACCCGGUCAGCCUUGAGCCGGUGUGCGUAGGCAUACCAUCAUCUCUACACCAAAACAUUGCACUCCAGCAACAAGAAAACCACUUGGUCUCUCACUCCUCAGGACUGAAACACGCUCCGUCUCUUGCGAGUGAUGCCUAAUUCUGUGUGAAGCUGCCGACCGGAGCACACUGGAGAAAGGAGUGCUCCGAUUCCCAACCCCGACCCAGACCCCGUCCCAAAAAGCAGCAGAUGUGACAGAGGAGGAGAGGCGGAGAGAGAAACAAAAUCUCCCCCACCCCUCCUUCCCUCAUCUGGGAGAACAAUACCCAGCCGCCAGUUGGAGAGGGUCAGCUUUUGUCCCUCUCCCCACGCUCCUGCUCAAGAGCCAGGAGCAGACAGACGCGCUGACACAUUGACCCGCUGCUGUGAGAGGAGAAGACGUGCAAAACAGUUGCUACGCUUUCCGCGGUUUGAUUCAGUACUUGGACAGCUCCUGAGCAACAACCAGCGUGAGUGUGUGUGUUUCCAUGAGUGUGUAGACUAUUGGUUUGGUUUGGAGACCAAGUACCACAGAUGCAGCCCCCGUGUUCGCUCCAGCUCGGCCCCAGUGGCCCCUCUCCAUCCCUGGGGUUGCAGGGCAGCACUGCCGGCUUCCACCAGCUGGAAGAGAAGCAGCUCUUUGAGAAGUUUUGGAAGGGGACUUUCAAGGCUGUGGCCACGCCGAGACCGGAGAGUGUCAUCGUGGCCAGCAUCACCGCCCACAGGAGGGUGACCAACUCAGAGACAGCAGCCUGCCAGCCACUCAAGACUGAUGAGAGGAAAGCAGCGGAGACCAGGGUGGACACCUCAGACAGAAAUGGCUGCAUCAAAGGAAAAGGACGCAAACACCACAGUCAUCGCAGGGCUAGAAGCCCCUCCUUUGAUGAGGAACUCUCCCCUCGGCCCAAGGGGAAGAAGAAGAAGAGAAAGUCCGAACGGAAGAGGAAAAGGAAAAGGUCUCCUUCCCACAGCCUGUCGCCACUGAGGAAGAAGAAAAAGAAGAAGAAGAAGAGCUCCAAGAAAAGCAAGCGGCAUAGGUAUACCUCCAAAAAGUCAAAACACAGCUCUUCAAGUUUAAAACAUAAGAGGAAGGAUGAGCGCAAGCACAAGAAAAGUUCCCGGACUCACUCACGGCGGAGACGACGCUAUCGGAGGUCAGAGUCUUACAGUUCUUCCUGCCAAUCUUCCACAGACGACCGACACCAUCUACAGAAAUCUGUGGUACAUCAGGCAUUAGGAGACCUGGCAGCUGUAGUAGAGGAAACCAAUGGAGUGCUUGACCACACAGACAUGAAGUGGAGACCUGCAACCAAAUCAGUGUGUAAAACGGCUCCAAAAUAUCGCUCCAUCCUCUCAACUGCCACCAUUUUGUCGUCAAAACCCGGAAGCGAGCUUUUACACAGAAAAGGGUCUCAGCAUUUAUUGAGCCAGACCGAAGGUCCACACGAUUACGAUUCUGGGAAUGACACAUCUUCGCCGCCAUCCAGCAAAACUGGUGUUUCUCGGGCGAGUGUCACUGACAACAAGAGGAACCACUGUAAACGUCUGGCCUCGCCAGAGAAGAUGAAGUUCACUGACAGAGACAAUGUCUCUGACUCAGGAAACUCUGUGACCAGCUACGCUUCCUUGUGCAAGCCUUACGUGGAGGACGGCUUGUCCGCAACCCUUUUCAGUGGAAAUGGCAAGAGGGAACAGAUAACCUUGGGGUGUCGGGUAGAGGUUGUGAGAUCUCCCAAGACUUCCAGCUGUUCACAAAAGAUGAGCAAGUCGUCUCGAAGGCGACUGAAAACCCGGUCGUCCAGCAGCAGGAGCAGGAGCAGAUCCUCGGGGAGUUCCAGAUACUCUGGACGCUACUCUCGAAGCCUGUCGCUGUCAUCUUGCAGCACGUACUCGCGCUCACCGAGUUAUUCAGCUGAUCUGAGGCGGCGAGGCAGCGUGGCCAGCCUGAGCUCCAGAGGAAGCUACUCCAGAUACAGUGCUGACAGACUACGAGACAGAAAGAGAACAACUAGCUCCAGAGAGACAGAUGUGAAGCCUGCACAUAAGGUUAGUGGGAAGAGACGAAGACGCAAAUCCUACUCUCCUAUGAAGAAGAGGAGGAGAGACUCACCAAGCCAUCUGGAAGCACGCCGAAUCACAAGUGCCAGGAAGCGACCCAUCCCUUACUUCCGCCCCAGUCCUUCCUCCACCAGUCGGUCCACCAGCGUGUCGUCCUGGAGCAGCCUCUUCACCCGCAGCCGCAGCCGCAGCCCGGUCCGCGGCAUCAGCAGGAGCCGGAGCCGGAGCCGCAGCCACAGUUUCUCCUCCUACAGGAGCUACAGCCGCAGCUCGUCCUGGAACUCGAUCUUUGGGACCCGCAGUCGCAGCCGGAGUCGCGGUUCACUGAACAAACGCAACAAAACCAGACAUUAGGGUUUCUCAGAGAACAUGAAGGGACCGAAGCGCCGGUCGUGUUUCCGGUUGAGAGCGGGGACAGUGGAUGUUGGAGCAAUCGACUGUGUCCAUCUCCGUGCUCCACUUUGACGCUUGAGUGGAUCUGUCCCAGCAGGGGUCCGACCACGUCUUUCAUUGUCUUGUUCACUCUGCCCACAGAGACCACCAGAGACUUUCUUUCUUCUUCUUCUUGUUUGUUUGUUUUGUUCUUGUACUGCAUCCUCUUGCAUCAGCACUCGCACUGGCCUGAGACUGUUCAUCGCUUAGAUAUUUACAAUAGAAACUGCACGCACAUAAGACAGAAACAGUGUUCCUGCAUUUGGUCAACUAACAUCGCUGUUCCUUCUUUGUAUGUCCCUGAACGUCACAUUAAGUUAUUAUCAUCAUUAAAUGAAUACUUUAAAAUGUUUUAACAGCUGAAUAUUUAUUUUAAAACUGAUGGUUGUUUAAAAUCGUGCAUAACAAGAAUAAUAUACAGAAUGUGUUGGCUAAUGCAAGUGCAGAUGCACCAGGUAAACGCAUUUAAAGUUUCAUAAGACAUCGGACAUUUACUGUCCCAUGUCAGGUCUGCAAGUAUUGAUGUAACACUGGAGCCGUUUGAUCCGAGUGUUCACAAACGGCUUCAGACGGAUCGUUAUCAGGAACGAGGCAAAGGUUUAUUGCUCUGAUCUCGGCACUUCCCAAGGUGGAAAACAAACGUGUUUCCAUUGAAAAAUGAAAUGGCGAGGGUGGGCAGACGGCGGGCAAACUGCCUGUCAACUCAAAUGUCAAAUUAAUUUAUCCUCUGAUCAAGUGGAAAACAAUUGAAAUGUCAGUCCAUGUAAUACAACAAAGAGCAAUCGAAACAUUGCGCAGGGACAGGGAGGGAGAUUUCUUUUGACAAAAUCUUCACGGUGUCAGUGGCGGUGUUUUUCUUGACAACUCACGGCAAAUAAAACAUGUAAUGUAUUUGUUUUGUUGUCAACUUGGGCUGUCUGUACUUCUAUAUGUUUUUGUUUUAUACUUUUGAUUUCAAAUGAUGGCAGAAAGAUAAAGCUGUACCUCAUUUGGUUGCAACAUGUUGAACAGAAGUCUGAACUUAUAAAUAGCAUUGAUUCUCAAUUUACUUGAAUAAUGUUUUCCUGCUUCACCACUGGAACACGUAUAUCAGAUGUGUUUUUGUUAUUGAGCUGUAUCACAACGGAAGGUCAAGUUUUGAAUUGUGUUGCACCAUGCAUAUUUAUUACUUAUUUAAUAUUUAUUAAGUUGCAGUCCCUCUCAGUAGUGGUCAAUCUUUCUAUGCAACACUGUCAAUUUAUAGUUCUUAUGACACUGCUGUAAUUUAUUUUUGCUUUGUUGUAAAUUGUUCUUGGGUUUUGCGACUAGUGCGACAUUUUGGGAAAUACGCUUAUUUGCUGUCUCGCUGAGAUUCAGAUGAGAAGAUUGAUAUCACUCUCGUAUCUGUCUGUCAAAUAUGAAGCUACAGCCAGCAGCCGGCUAACUUAGCUUAGCAUAAAGACUGGUAAUAGGGAAACAGCUGGCUUGGCUCUGAAUCUGCCUAGCAGCACAUCUAAAGCUCACUUAUUAAAAUGUAUGUCGUGUUUAAUCUGUCCAAAACAAGUUGUGUUUAUACGGGAGGUUAUGGGCCGGACUAUUUCUUGGCCAGGCGCAAUGAAAUCCUGAACUCUCCACUGUUUGCCUGGAAACCUCACAGUCACUGCGCCUGGCCAAGAAAUAGUCCGGCACACAACCUCUCAUAAAACCACUUACACUUUGGUUUUUGUAUAGAUUAAACAAACAAGAUUUAACAUGUUUAGUGAGCUUUAGUGGUGGUGGUAGAUGGAAUUUUUUACCUUUAGACGUAACCAGGCUAGCUGCGUCCCCGUCUCCGGUCUUUAUGCUAAGAUAAGCUAACCCGGCUGCUGAUGAUAACUUCCUAUUUAUCGUACAGACAUGAGAGUGGUUUCUUCUCAUCUAGCUCUUGGCAAGAAAGCAAAUAAGCUUAUUUUCCAAAAAGUCCAACUAUUCCAUUAAAGUUAAACUCCAGAGUUUGAAUCUGCAAAAAAGUUUGAAACUGCCUUUCCGUAUAAUUAAGAGAGUUAUAUUUCUCAAUCAUUUCAAAUCCAUCAUCCUGUCUGCGUAACUGCUCCAGGCCUGACAGACUGCUCUCUAUGCACUCAAUACUCUCAGCUUAUUUCCCUGAAUGUCAACUAAAUUGGAUGAAUGAGAGAAAUAUGACGCUGGAAGAGGAAGGAACUUGGCACAAAAGUCAUUCAUAAACUAUAAACUGAUGAUGACUGUGUCAACCAGUGUUGACUAGAUGCCAGUGGAAGAUUUGUGCAGUCAUGUUGAUAAACUUUCUAGAUGGGCCCCCAGGCCAAAGGCCCUCUCCCCAUCUCACAAUGUAAAGUUUACAUCAGUUCUUGUGCAAAAUGAUUUUGAAUAUGUAAUUACUGUGGUGUAAAUAUGCAUCUGCAUUGUAUAGAUUAUACAAAAGCUGUGAUCAUUUGAUUUACAGAAUGUGAUUUGGGCCUUGCUGGAUGUUAAAAUGUUGGUAUGGAUAGGAUGCAUUGACCAGUGAAAGACGAAACAAUAAGCAGGUCAGGCGCCAAUCAAUGGACUCUAGAUGUCUAAAGAUCUGAUCAUGUCUUUUGUUAUUUCAAAAAUCCCAAUAACAAGGUCAUAUAGCAAUAGUGAGCCAGUGUUUCAGUGUUAAAUUAUGCAUACGCUCCCUGUUUUCCAUAUGAACGAGCAUAUUGCAGAAUCAUAUGUUUUUCAUACUGUCACAUUUUAUCUUGUGUCAGUGUGAACUCCACAUUGUAAUAAUGGAAAUUGAAUUGUCCCCGCCAUAACCCCAUGAAAUCAACUUUCCCUCUCACUGCGUGUUUAGAAUAAGAUAUAUAAAAUCAUGUUCUGAAUAAAAA